AUGACAUCCACCACUACAUUCAACACAGCCAAACUAUCUGACAACACCGAGAUCUUCUACAUUGAAGCCGGCAAUAAGUCCAAGCCCACAAUUCUACUUCUGCAUGGAUUUCCAACCUCUUCAAACAUGUUCCGUCACUUGAUUCCAAUACUGGCUCCACACUUUCACCUAGUGGCCCCGGACAUCCCAGGUUUUGGGUACACAAAGUUUCCAGAAAAUUACAAGUUUACAUUUGACAACCUUGCUGCGUCAAUUGGCCUAUUUGUUAAGGCAAUUGAUCUCCGCAAGUUUGCGAUGUACAUUUUUGAUUAUGGUGGGCCAGUCGGCUUCCGUCUGGCACUUGAACAGCCAGACAGAAUUACGGCAUUGAUAGUUCAAAACUCCAAUGCAUACGAGGAGGGUCUGGAUGAUGCAUUCUGGGCACCAAUCAAAGCAUUCUGGAAAGCCGGAAGGGAUGAUCCCGAGCUGGUUGCUGGUUUAACGGAGUAUCUGGAAACUAGGUCCAACAUUGACUACAUGUACACUCAGGGAAUGUCACACCCAGAGCGUUAUGACCCCACCAAUUGCUCUCUGGAUUUGGCUAUGUUGAAACAGCCUGGUCAGACAAACAUUCAGCUUGAUUUGUUCUUUGACUACCAAGCGAAUGUUAAAUUAUAUCCAAAGGUCCACGAGCUGUUCAGAGAGCUGGAUGUGCCUGUGUUGAUUGCAUGGGGCAAGAACGAUUACUGUUUCUCGUAUGAAGGCGCCGAGGCAUACAAAAGAGACAACAAGAAGUUGAUCUACCAUUAUGUUGAUUCCGGCCAUUUUGCGCUCGAGGACCAUGCAACUGAGAUUGGCGAGGCGAUCAUCAAGGAACUGGGGCCGUUGCUGUAG
This is a messenger RNA of Kuraishia capsulata CBS 1993, 873 nucleotides long. RefSeq lists its product as uncharacterized. NCBI's taxonomy places the organism in Eukaryota, Fungi, Ascomycota, Pichiomycetes, Pichiales, Pichiaceae. The transcript has a single exon. Bases 1 to 873 code for a protein of 290 amino acids. The record is from RefSeq and is a predicted model, not a curated record. Gene Ontology annotation, molecular function: epoxide hydrolase activity.